Cynara cardunculus var. scolymus (artichoke) is the source of this 486-nucleotide messenger RNA. RefSeq lists its product as uncharacterized. NCBI's taxonomy places the organism in Eukaryota, Viridiplantae, Streptophyta, Magnoliopsida, Asterales, Asteraceae. The coding region runs from base 1 to 486 and encodes 161 amino acids. The record is from RefSeq and is a predicted model, not a curated record. The transcript is spliced from 2 exons.
AUGGCCGACGCCAACAAGUCUUCUGCGAUUCUAUUUAAAAACCGCUCCUGGUCUCCGGACAUUCAUCGCCACAUAGAAUGGGAGAUGCUGAAGAUCAACCAGCGAAGCCGUUUCCGCCGUAGCAAAAGCCUUGAUGCUGUUUCUGAUGUUGACGUCACUGACGAUGAUAUCAAGGAACUAAGAGCUUGUUUCGAGCUCGGUUUUGGAUUCGAUCCGUCUAACGACUUGGAUCCGAAACUAGCAAAAGCUUUUCCUGCACUCGAGUUGUAUGCGGAUGUUAAUCGGCAGUUUAACAACCAGAAUCUAUCGAGAUCUUCGUCUAUCGACUCUGAAUCUUCAUCUAAUUCCGAUGCAUCUUCAAACCUCAUUGUUGAUCCAAACGAUGAUCCCCAAAAAGUGAAAAUGAGACUGAAGCUGUGGGCACUAGUGGUUGCUUGUUCGAUUCGUGAAGCGUCUUCACAUUCUGCAACAGAAGUUACUGCAUAG